UCUACUUAAAUAAUUCUUUUUUUAAAAAAAAGGCUAUCUGGUCAAUUUUGAUACUUGCUUGGGGCACGAAAAUAUUGUGGAAAAGACAGUUAAUUACCACAUCUAAUCCGUGAUCAACAACCUUAUUACAAAUGUCCCAUGUUUAAUUUAGACCAGAUUUGAGACCAAAUGGUCCGUCAGUUUCGCAUCUUUAAGGUCACAGUUCGAAGCUCCCGUGUUAGAUUAAUGGAAGGUGCCCAUCAAAAAGUGGACAAAACAGAUCUCUCAGAAUGCUGGAAGACGACGUGGCGAACGCCUUAUAUCAUGCGCCUCGCCUUGUCGGCCGGCAUCGGAGGGCUUCUUUUCGGUUAUGACACGGGUGUUAUCUCUGGAGCCCUACUUUACAUCCGAGAUGACUUCAAAUCCGUUGAGAAGAACACUUGGUUGCAGGAGACGAUAGUGAGCAUGGCGGUGGCGGGAGCGAUAGUGGGAGCGGGAUUCGGCGGGUGGAUGAACGACAAGUACGGCCGGAAAAGAUCAAUCCUCCUAGCGGACAUCGUCUUUUUCUUUGGGGCCAUUGUCAUGGCAGCGGCCCCGGGGCCCGGGAUACUAAUCGCCGGGCGGCUGUUGGUGGGGUUAGGAGUGGGGAUGGCGUCCAUGACCGCCCCGCUCUACAUCUCUGAGGCCUCGCCGGCGAGGAUCAGAGGCGCCCUCGUCAGCACAAACGGCCUCCUCAUCACCGGAGGACAGUUCCUCUCUUACCUCAUCAACUUAGCAUUCACCAAGACUAGUGGAACGUGGCGUUGGAUGCUUGGCAUAGCAGGCCUUCCGGCAGUGAUUCAAUUUGCCCUAAUGCUUUCCCUGCCUGAGUCUCCCAGAUGGCUCUAUAGAGAGAACAAGAUAUCGGAAGCAAGGGCAGUGCUGGACAAGAUAUACAGCACAGAAGAGGUGGAAGAAGAGAUGAGGGCAUUACAGGCCUCCAUAGAGAGCGAAAAGGCGGAGGAAAGAGCCAUCGGGACCGACCUGGUGUCCAAACUCAAGAGCGCCUGGGGAAACCCCGUCGUCCGGCGAGGCCUCUACGCCGGGAUCACCGUUCAGGUGGCGCAGCAGUUCGUCGGCAUCAACACCGUCAUGUACUACAGCCCCUCCAUCCUGCAGCUCGCCGGAUUUGCCUCCAACAAGACCGCCCUCGCCCUCUCCCUCGUCACCUCCGGCAUCAACGCCGCCGGGUCCGUCGUCAGCAUGUGCUGCGUGGACCGGUACGGGCGCCGGAAGCUGAUGAUCGCGUCCAUGGUGGGGAUCAUCGUCUGCCUCCUCGUUCUCGCCGGCGUGUUCAACCAGGCCGCCACCCAUUCCCCGCCGGUCAGUGUGAUGGAGUCCGCCCACUUCGGCGUCAACUCCACUUGCCCUAGGUUCCAGAAGGCCGUCGACGCCUCCUCCUGGGACUGCAUGUCCUGCAUUGCCGGCCCCGCUGAUUGCGGCUUUUGCGAUAACAAAGCCACCAAAUUAAACCCUGGUGCGUGCUUAUCUGCCACCGACUUAAUCAAAGGCUCCUGCAAAAGCGAAGGGCGUUCAUGGUACACCAAGGGCUGCCCGAGCAAAUACGGGCCGGCGGCGGUCGUCCUCCUCGGGCUAUACAUAAUAUCCUACUCCCCGGGGAUGGGGACGGUUCCGUGGAUCGUGAACUCCGAGAUCUAUCCCCUCCGGUACCGGGGAGUAGGGGGAGGAAUCGCGGCGGUCUCCAACUGGGUCUCCAACCUCGUCGUCAGCGAGACCUUCCUGUCGCUGACGGAGGCCCUCGGCAGCUCCGGCACGUUCCUCCUGUUCGCCGCGUUCUCGCUGGCGGGACUGGUGGCGAUUUACUUUCUGGUGCCGGAGACGAGAGGGCUGCAGUUCGAGGAGGUGGAGGAGAUGCUGAAGCGUGGGUACUCUCCGUUCAAGAGGAAGACCGCCUCCGGGAAUAACGUUCAAAUGAUGAGUCCUUGAUUUUAUUCAUUUUGAUUUUUGAGAUACAUAAAAUUUUGAAUAAAUACAUAUUAAUUCUUUAUUACUCCCUCCUUCCCACUUGAAACUUCUCAUUUUGACUUGGCAAUGUAAUGCUAAAACUGCUUUGACUUUCCACAUUUGCCCUUUUGUUUUUAUCCUUUCAACCCCACAUCACCCCUGCAAAGUUUCAUUCUCAAACUCACCCACCCACCCCUGCAAAUCCACCGACUCCAUUCUUGCCAUCUCCGUUUUUGAAGAGAUUGAGCUCAAAAUCAAUAGCUAAUGAAAUU
Messenger RNA from Cuscuta campestris, 2255 nucleotides. The record is from the annotation of a GenBank genome assembly. NCBI's taxonomy places the organism in Eukaryota, Viridiplantae, Streptophyta, Magnoliopsida, Solanales, Convolvulaceae.